CGCGGGCGAGCGUGUUUGCUGCACGCUGAACUAGAAGAAGAAGCCAACCAUGGUCAAGAGGAUUCCGACGCCGAAGGGCGACGAGUCAACGUUGAUUAUCGACGUCAGCCCGUGGCGCCGGGUGCCGCUCGUUUUCAUAAACUUGCUCCUCUUCGCCUCCAGCUGCGUGGUCUCGUUCAUAUGCUUGGCGUCCGUAUAUGAGCGGCGUGACGCGAUCUCAUUCCUGAACCGCUCACUGCUCAUCAGUUUCUUGGUGAACAUGGAGGUCUCGGGGCUGCUCAUCUCCGGUCUUCUCCUCGUCAUCAGCUUCACGGGGUUCAUGGGUGCCUUGCGCGAGAACAUCUGUUUCUUGCGCUGGUACGUCAAAGACCUCUGCCUACUUAUGAUAAUCACCAUAAUCUUCAUCGCCGGUGCCAUGAUCCUCCCCUUCCUGAGCAAGAACAGUGCUCAGAGCUUGUUCAGCAUCGACCUCAUAGUGAGCUACAGGGACAACCCAGAUUUCGCGCGACUUGUCGAUUUUGCUCAGAACUUUAACAUUGGGCGUUGA
Dermacentor albipictus is the source of this 547-nucleotide messenger RNA. RefSeq names its product tetraspanin-33-like. Lineage: Eukaryota; Metazoa; Arthropoda; Arachnida; Ixodida; Ixodidae. The record is from RefSeq and is a predicted model, not a curated record. Gene Ontology annotation, cellular component: membrane.